CUCUCCUCGUCCAUCUCUGAGUCUCACUCAAUCGUCUCUCACUCGGACUCUGUUUUUAGCCGUGGGUCUCUCCAUCGGCUGUGGGUCUCUCUGUCACUUCGUGUCUCUAAUGGAGGCCCUGCGCCCACCCUCUCCCACCUCUUCGUCGGAUUUGUAUGCAUAUCUCCUCCAGACAAGCCUCAAGUCCAAAGACCCAUUUGCCGGAAAGUUAAUUCAUGCUCGGAUAAUCAAAGUUGGGCUUCAUCUUGGCGUGUUCUUGAUGAAUAAUCUCAUGAACUUCUAUGCAAAAGUUGGGUCUACUUCCGAUGCUCACCGCGUAUUUGAUGACAUGACCAUGAAGAACACAUUCUCUUGGAAUACAAUACUUUCGGCAUAUGCAAAACAGGGAAGGUUAGAUAAAGCACGUCGUGUAUUUGAGGAAAUUCCUGAUCGUGACUCAGUUUCGUGGACUAGUAUGAUAGUGGGAUAUAAUCAGAUUGGUCAUUUUGAAAAUGCAAUUAAGAUGUUUGUAGAAAUGAUUGGAAGUAGAAUUUCACCGACUCAGUACACCAUUACUAAUGUUCUUGCUUCAUGUGCCGCUAUUGAAGCUUUGGAUAUUGGUAGGAAGGUUCACUCAUUCGUCGUUAAACAUGGGCUUGGUAGUUGUAUUCCCGUGGCAAAUUCCAUGCUAAACAUGUAUGUUAAGUGUGGUGAUUCAAUAACAGCAAAAUUUGUUUUUGAUAGAAUGAGAUUGAAGAACACGUCAUCAUGGAAUGUUAUGAUUUCAUUGCAUAUGGAGUCUGGUCAGGUUGACCUGGCUUUUGGCCAAUUCAAACAGAUGGCAGAACGAGAUGUAGUUUCAUGGAAUUCAAUGGUUGCAGGUUACAACCGGCAUGGUUUUGAUGUUGAAGCGCUGAAAAUCUUCUCAAACAUGUUGAAAGAUUCUUCAUUAAAGCCUGAUAAGUUCACAUUGGCAAGUGCUUUGUCGGCCUGCGCCAAUCUUGAGAAGUUAAGUCCUGGGAAACAAAUCCAUGCCUAUAUCAUUAGAACUGAGUUUGAUACCUGUGGGGCAGUUGGGAAUGCUUUGGUUUCAAUGUAUGCCAAGUACGGUGGGGUUGAAAUUGCAAGAAAGAUUGUGGAGCAAAGCGGGUCUUCGUCUCUCAAUGUUAUAGCUUUUACAGCCCUGUUGGAUGGCUACGUCAAGCUUGGGGAUAUAAACCCGGCCAGACAGAUAUUUGACUCAUUAAGGGACCGCGAUGUGGUUGCAUGGACAGCUAUGAUUGUAGGUUAUGUGCAGAAUGGCUUGAAUAAUGAAGCUUUGGAGCUUUUCAGAUCAAUGAUUAAAGAAGGCCCCAAGCCAAACAGCCACACUCUAGCAGCCAUGUUAAGUGUCAUAUCAAGCUUGGCUUCUUUGUAUCAUGGCAAACAAAUUCAUUCAAGUGCCAUAAGAUCAUGGGAAGCAUCAUCAGUUUCUGUGAGUAAUGCUCUAAUUACCAUGUAUGCCAAAGCUGGAAGCCUUAACAAUGCAAAGCAGGUAUUCGAUCUAAUACGGAAUAAUCGAGAUACUGUCUCUUGGACGUCCAUGAUUAUUGCUUUGGCUCAACAUGGUCAUGGAGAAGAAGCCAUAGAACUUUUUGAAGAGAUGCUGGCAGUUGGUAUUAAGCCUGACCAUAUAACUUAUGUUGGUGUGCUCUCUGCCUGUACACAUGUGGGAUUGGUGGAACAGGGUCGUAGAUAUUAUCUUUUGAUGCAAGAUCUACAUAAAAUUAAACCCAUAAGCCAUUAUGCAUGCAUGAUUGACCUGUUUGGGCGUGCUGGAUUGCUACAAGAAGCACAUGAUUUCAUAAAAGGUAUGCCUGUUGAACCAGAUGUCAUAUCUUGGGGUUCACUUUUAGCUUCUUGUAAGGUUCAUAAAAACAUGGAGCUAGCAAAAGUUGCAGCAGAAAAAUUGCUUCUUCUUGAGCCUGGCAAUAGUGGGGUCUACUCAUCCCUGGCUAACUUAUAUUCAGCUUGUGGGAGAUGGAAGGAUGCUGCUGAAAUUAGAAAAUCAAUGAAAGAUAGAGGAGUAAAGAAAGAUCAAGGAUUCAGUUGGCUUCAGGUGCAGAACAAAGUCCAUGUCUUUGGGGUCGAAGAUGGGCUUCACCCACAGAAAGAUGACAUAUACAAUAUGACUGAAAAGAUCUGGAAGGAGAUAAAAAAGAUGGGUUUCAUUCCUGAUACUGAAUCAGUAUUGCAUGACCUUGAGCAAGAGGUAAAGGAACAGAUGCUUAGACAUCACAGUGAAAAACUUGCAAUUGCUUUUGGGCUAUUAAGUACUCCAGAGAACACUACAUUGAGAAUCAUGAAGAACCUUAGAGUGUGUAAUGAUUGUCAUUCCGCCAUAAAAUUUAUCUCCAAGCUUGUGGGCAGAGAAAUUAUUGUGAGAGACUCUACUCGUUUUCACCAUUUCAAGGAUGGUUCCUGCUCUUGUCAGGAUUAUUGGUAGGCAAAAAAGGGUGGGAUUUAAAAAGACAAAGAAUCUGAUGGUGAAGUGGGCAAAAAUUUCAUGUAUGUAGGAUCCAAAAAGUUGAUGCUCGAUGUAGAGAGCAUGUGUUGCUUUCCUUAUUAUUCAGUAAAGAUUUUGGCCCCCCUACUGAUAUGACUUUCCAUUGGAGUUCUAUAUUAUGGGCAUCAGAGGAUGCUUUUGGAAUGAACAUGUUGUUCUAGUGGCCAUGAGAACGUUAUGUCAUUGCUCGUG
Molecule: messenger RNA, 2716 nt
Organism: Corylus avellana
Lineage: Eukaryota; Viridiplantae; Streptophyta; Magnoliopsida; Fagales; Betulaceae
Source: RefSeq, a predicted model, not a curated record